GCCGACACAGGAAAGUUUCACACCUAAACAGUACCCAGCAAUAUGCAACGUAACAAACGAAAGCAAAUUACAGUAUACAAUCGAACAAAUUGUCAGAAGCAAGUGAAAAUGUUAUGAUCUUACAGACCAUUGUGAACACCCACUUAGUUGAUCAUGCAUAAAGCGUGCUCUGAAUGUCAUUCCUUUAAAUUGAUGUAUUGUGAACGUGAUGUUGGGCCUACCACAUGCACCGGCUCUAUUCUUGAAUUUCCUUCGGGAUUAAGUCCACACGCCAACCUUGGUAGUUUCAUACCCGUUCGAAGCACGAGGGUCGAGUGGAAUACGACAGCCCUAAAGACGGUGAAACAGAUGUGCUAAAGAGAAGCAGGCCUCCCAAUCACACAAGCAUGGCUCCUUGCUCCACCAACAUCUCCUCUAUCCACCAUCUCAGGCUCCGAGAAAAGGACAACCUCAGAUUAAGGAAACCUAUCGUGGAGAAAAUGCGCAGAGAUCGUAUCAACAGCUGCAUCGAACAGCUGAAGCUCAUUCUGGAGAAGGAGUUCCAAAAGCAGGACCCCAACACCAAGCUGGAGAAAGCAGAUAUCCUGGAGAUGACAGUGAGCUACCUGAAGCAGCAGCUGCAGUCUGCAACAGGGCUGUCUCAGAGGGACUACAGUCAGGGCUACUCUCAGUGCUGGAGGGAGUCUCUGCACUUCCUCUCAGUCAGCUCCAAGACAGCAGGCUCCACCGCUGUACCUCUUCAACAGCUCCAGCAGCUGCCCCAGGUCCAGAGAGCCAGCAGCCCACAGCUCCUCUCCACCUCCCCUGUCUCCCCCAGUCUCAAGCCCACCACACUCCAAGACACCAAAGGGCCAGUCUGGAGGCCAUGGUAGAGACAUUUUAGACACCUGUCCAAAACCUGAGGGAGCUUGGACUGCCCCUCACUAAGUAGGAAAUAUGUAUUUCCAAACUGCUCAUUUAUGGAUAAUUUCUCUCAUCACAUUGAUGGACAUUGAUUUGAUCAAUGUUGGAAGAAAUGGUAGUCAUGGGUGAAAUGUCUAAAUUGCUUUACUGUGAUUUGGUUUAUCAAUAUUUGCUUUUCAUUUCAUUUACUGUAAGAAUUGAACCUUUUCUUGAGUUAUCUUCACUGUGAAAUGUUGAACUAUUGUGAAAUACUUGUUUACUCCAGUGGAGUUUGUUGUUUAAUUUGUAGAUAUAACAGUACUUUAGAACUGUAUUUUCUGCCACAGAUUUUCUGAGAAUAUUUCUCUUUGGUUUUGAAUUAGCUAUGCCAGUUAUUCAAGUUAUGGAUUGAUAUAUCUUUUAUAAAGUGACUUAGAACGGAGGAAUGUGUGUGUGUGUGUGUGUGUGUGUGUGUGUUUGAGUGAGUGGGUGUGGGUACAUUUACAUUGUAAUGCUUCUAUUCUUGCACUAAUGUUUUGUAUUUGUAUGUAAGCUUAGAACAAUGUGUGACAUUUGCAUCACAGUAAAAGCUACAAUCAUUUAAACUUGUUUACAAAUGAAAAGUACUUUGUUCAACAUGUGACAAUUAAAGCAAGCCAUUUAAUUCAUAAUGGCUUAAUUAUCACCACAC
Molecule: messenger RNA, 1573 nt
Organism: Osmerus eperlanus (European smelt)
Lineage: Eukaryota; Metazoa; Chordata; Actinopteri; Osmeriformes; Osmeridae
Product: transcription factor HES-5-like
Exons: 4
Coding region: 387-872 (161 amino acids)
Biological process (GO): regulation of neurogenesis; anterior/posterior pattern specification; regulation of transcription by RNA polymerase II
Cellular component (GO): nucleus
Molecular function (GO): DNA-binding transcription factor activity, RNA polymerase II-specific; RNA polymerase II cis-regulatory region sequence-specific DNA binding; protein dimerization activity
Source: RefSeq, a predicted model, not a curated record